GCUGCGGCGCGGUCUUCGGGCAGGCACGAUGGCCGAGGUGGAGCACCAGUUUGGCGCCACUCAGAACGGGCACGAAGCGGAGGCGGUCGAGGGCUCCGCUUGCGGCAGCGGCGGCGACGAGGAGCAGCAGCAGCAGCAGCAGAUGGAGGAGGAGGAAGAAGAGGUGGUGGCGGCCGCCGGGGAAGAAGAGGAGGAGGAGGAGGAAGAGGCGGCGGCGGCGGCCGAGGCUGGGGACGGGGGAGAGGAGGGGCAGUCGGCCGCCCCGGCGGAGGCGACCGGCAGCCAGAACGGAGCCGAGGGCGACCAGAUCAACGCCAGCAAGAACGAGGAGGACGCGGGGAAAAUGUUUGUUGGUGGCCUCAGCUGGGAUACAAGCAAGAAAGACUUAAAAGACUACUUCACAAAAUUUGGUGAAGUGACUGACUGCACAAUAAAGAUGGACCCAAAUACAGGAAGAUCAAGAGGGUUUGGGUUCAUUCUCUUUAAAGAGGCAGCAAGUGUUGACAAAGUUUUAGAACAGAAGGAGCACAAAUUAGAUGGACGAGUGAUUGAUCCUAAAAAGGCAAUGGCAAUGAAGAAGGAUCCUGUGAAGAAAAUAUUUGUUGGUGGACUUAACCCAGAAGCAACAGAAGAGAAAAUCAGGGAAUAUUUUGGAGAAUUUGGAGAGAUUGAAGCAAUUGAACUUCCAAUGGAUCCAAAGACCAAUAAAAGAAGAGGGUUUGUGUUCAUCACAUUUAAGGAAGAAGAGCCAGUCAAGAAGAUUUUGGAGAAAAAAUUUCACAAUGUUAGUGGCAGUAAGUGUGAGAUAAAGGUAGCCCAGCCAAAAGAAGUCUAUCAACAACAGCAGUUUGGUUCUGGGGGUGGCAGAGGAAGAGGUGGAAGAAGAGCUCAAAGUCAAAAUUGGAAUCAAAGUUAUGGCAGUAACUGGAACCAGGGUUAUGGGAGUCAAGGAUACGGCUAUCAGCAAGGUUAUGAUGGCUAUGGAGGCUAUGAUUAUUCAGGAUAUGGGUAUUUUGGAUAUGGACCGGGCUAUGAUUACAGUCAAGGCAGUUCAAAUUAUGGAAAGGCUCCAAGACGUGGUCAUCAGAAUAACUACAAGCCAUAUUGAUCAAAGGUAUUCAGGUAUGCAGUGGCAUGCUGUAAUGCAGGACUGCUGCAUAGGUUUUGUACUUAAUGCUGUAGAUGGACAUUACAAUUAUGUACCAAAUUUAACUUUACAAUAAAUUUCUAUGGCCUGUUAAGUGUAUCAGAAGAGCUCCCUGGAAACGUCUUUGUUUAAUAUUUACAGAUAAUAGUUGUCUAGACAGUGUGGUGUGUAAAUUUCAGCCUUGCUGAAGAUUAAUGAUUUUAUGGAUAGGUUAGAUUGAAGCUGAUUUUGAGGGUCUGCUUAAAGCUGCAGCUCUGCAUCU
This is a messenger RNA of Euleptes europaea (tarantolino), 1409 nucleotides long. RefSeq names its product heterogeneous nuclear ribonucleoprotein A/B (gene HNRNPAB). Gene Ontology annotation, biological process: regulation of gene expression. Gene Ontology annotation, cellular component: nucleoplasm. The transcript is spliced from 7 exons. Lineage: Eukaryota; Metazoa; Chordata; Lepidosauria; Squamata; Sphaerodactylidae. The record is from RefSeq and is a predicted model, not a curated record. Gene Ontology annotation, molecular function: RNA binding. The coding region runs from base 29 to 1108 and encodes 359 amino acids.